CUCCGCCCGUGCAGCUCCACCCACCUCCUGAUAAAAGCCAAACCCUCACCAGAGCUGCGGUUCAGCGUCCGUCCCAAACUGCUCAAAGCUUUCUGAUACUUCCAGCCGGCAGCAACGCACCCGAAGCAGGACUGCAGCUGACACCCGGCUGGAGACCCGUGCAUGUCCGCCGUCCCACCCGUUCCCCGGAAGAGACCUGGAAAAGCGACCUGAAGCCAGGGGAAAGAGAGGAGGGAGCGUCCAGAGGAGGCGCAGGCCAGAGAACCACCAACUUCAGUUUGAGGGGAGAAGGAAUCUGAAAAAAAAUGGCAGCUGCGCCCCUCCCCCUUCUCUGCCUCCCCCUCGUAGUGGUCCAGCUGUGGUCAGUACACCUGGCCCACGGCGGGGCGUACUAUGGACAUAAACUGCCUCCUCAACAGCACCAGCCCUUACCACAGUACAGCGAUGGGUAUCCUCAGCAGCCGUUUUUGGGGAACGAAAUGCCACACCUUCCUUACGGCAAAGAGGCGCCCUUAAUGCCUCAGUACGGAAAAGAGCUCCCGCCACUGCCUUUGCAAAAGGGCAAAGGGAGGCCACUGAUCGAAGGCAAAGGACAAACAUUCAACAGGGGGGCAAAGGGUCCACCUCAUCCUAUUCCAGGUGGAGGCGGCCUCAGAGAGGGACCACAAGGAGUGCAGGGCCCGCCCGGAACAACAGGACCGCCAGGACCACAAGGCCCUCCAGGGCUACCUGGCCAGGGAAUACCAGGGAUACCAGGAAAACCAGGGCCUCCAGGUCCUCAAGGCUACCCAGGGAUUGGAAAACCUGGCAUGCCAGGACUUCCAGGCAAACCCGGUGGCCCCGGAUUACCUGGACCAAAAGGAGAACUUGGUCCUUAUGGUGGCGAAGGACAAACUGGACUUCCUGGGCCUCCAGGUCUCCCAGGUCCACCUGGACUUCCAGGGAUUUCAAAACCAGGAGGUCAAGGGCUUCCCGGCCAGCUGGGUCCUCUAGGGGAGCCUGGCACAAAAGGUCCACCUGGGUUUCCUGGUCCUCCAGGCCCCAAGGGAGAAAAAGGACAUGAUCAACCUGGUUUGCCAGGUUUGAAAGGACUUUCCGGACCACCAGGUCCACCUGGAAAUGUAGGCAUCCAUGGGAUUGGCAAACCUGGCUUUAAUGGUCAACCUGGACAACCAGGGAUACCAGGUCGACCUGGUGCUCCUGGGGUGUCAGGGAAUGCAGGGCCUCCUGGUGACAGGGGUCACCCGGGACCACCAGGCGUGCCAGGGAUUGGAAAACCAGGAAAAGAUGGUUUACCUGGACAAUCAGGGCUCCCUGGAGGGAAAGGAGAGUCGGGCCCUCCUGGUUUACCAGGUGGUCCAGGCAUGCCAGGUCAUGGUAAACCGGGGUAUCCAGGACCUAAGGGCCACAAGGGACAUGAUGGUCUUCAUGGCCCUCCAGGGCAAAAAGGUGAUAAAGGCCACGCAGGUCUUCCAGGGGGCAUUGGCUCCACUGGUCCAAGUGGUAUGCCUGGCCCACCAGGACCAAUAGGGACUCCCGGUAGUCUCGGAUUCCCAGGGCAAAAGGGAGAAGAUGGUGUUGGGGGACAAAAAGGAUAUCCAGGAAUGAAGGGUGAAUUAGGGCCCCCCGGUCUUCCAGGACAGCCUGGUAUGUCCGCGGUGGGUGGACAACCAGGACCACGGGGUUUACAGGGGCCUAAUGGCCCAAAAGGAGAACCCGGUAAUAGGGGUUCACCUGGUGUCCCUGGGGGCGCGGGAUUAACAGGAUCAAAAGGAGAAGGGGGGAAACCAGGAGAGAGAGGCUACCAGGGACCACAAGGUAUCCCUGGGCUUACAGGACCAGGGGGACCACUUGGACCUCCUGGGCGGCCAGGACCGAAAGGUGAAACAGGCCUACCUGGGAAGCCUGGCUAUCCUGGUGAGGGAAAGCCAGGAUCCCCUGGUUUUAUUGGUCCUCAAGGUAACCCUGGGCCAAGUGGCCCUAGUGGACUUCCAGGACACCCUGGGCCCCCCGGACCUCCUGGUCCUGCAGGACUACCCGCUGCAUCUCCCGACCUCGGACAGAUCCUACCAGUGACCGGGCAAAAACAAGGUUACAAGAAGCCAAAGAAUGGAGGUGACAUUGGUGCCAACGGCGCUGAGAUGCCUGCGUUCACAGCUAAGCUCACGAAUCCCUUCCCUCUGGUUGGCUCUCCUGUCGUCUUUGACAAACUUCUGUACAAUGGCAACCAGGACUACAAUCCCCAAAAUGGUGUCUUCACCUGCAGUGUACCAGGGGUCUACUACUUUGCUUACCACGUCCACUGCAAAGGGAGUAAUGUGUGGGUGGCCCUGAUGAGGAAUAAUGAGCCAGUUAUGUACACGUAUGACGAGUACAAAAAGGGGUUGCUGGAUCAGGCAUCGGGCAGCGCCGUACUCCCAUUACGACAGGGAGACACUGUGCAUGUAGAGCUGCCAUCUGACCAGGCUGCAGGACUUUAUGCUGGACAAUAUGUCCACUCCACAUUUUCUGGACACUUACUGUACCCAAUGUAACAAAUAUGUGCAGACGAAAGAGCUGAUUAUGACGUUGAUGAUAUAUUUUGCCAUACAUACAGGAGUUAAAAUCGUGGUUCAAGUGGUUUACAAAGAGUGGGGUCAGAAUAAUCUUUUUUUCAUUUAGUAGCAACAUAUUUCAUUGAAUUAUUCAUCACAUCUGACAUCAGUCUUGUAAUUCUACAUUGUGCAUUUAUUCUUAUAUCCAUCCACACACAAUAUAUAGGUGACAAUGUCACGGCUGGAAUUAGAGAUAGUAGAUUGAAGAAUUGUUCUCAAAAUUUACAAUUUUUUGCUUUACAGUUAUAUUCUGUUUACUGGGCACAUAAUAAUGUAUUGGUUCUAUUUUACAAUUGAUGUAUUAACAGCUCUGAGUACACAAUGCUGGAUUGUGUAUUUAGGAUCAUCUUACAGUUCUUAAGUUAUUGUAACUCCUUUUUUAUUUGGAAAAUUAGACUUUUUAAUACAAUGAAAUCAAAAGAUUACAUCAUGUAACUGUAAAAACGUAUUUGGGAGUUUUUAAAUCCAAUUUCAUACAACCUUAAUUCCACCACAGAAUAUUUGUCCACAAUUUGGUAGUGAUCUAUAAUUAAAUUGUUGUGCUUUUUAAAAAAAAUGUAAUCGACAUGGAUUCUUUAAAAAGGGUUAUGUCAGUUUGUCAGUAUUCUCUGUAAUUUAUUUGUUUGACUACUGAUUAUUUGGGAUUGUGUUUAUUUCUUUUUUAAUUUCAAAAUGCAUGUCCUGAUAAAAAAUGUACUAGAGAUAUUGAAAAAUUGACUCAUACACAUUCAUACUGCCGUGCGUAUUUUUAUGUUUUUUUAUUCUCUAUUUUUGUAAUGUUUUUUUAUUUACUUGGGACAAUAGUGCACAACAUCAAAUGGGAAACUGUGCCUAAAUUAUGUGAAUUGUGUUGUUAUUGGUUUAUUAAAACAAUUUAA
Molecule: messenger RNA, 3472 nt
Organism: Pungitius pungitius (ninespine stickleback)
Lineage: Eukaryota; Metazoa; Chordata; Actinopteri; Perciformes; Gasterosteidae
Product: collagen alpha-1(VIII) chain
Exons: 4
Coding region: 306-2534 (742 amino acids)
Molecular function (GO): protein binding
Source: RefSeq, a predicted model, not a curated record